This is a messenger RNA of Mycena citricolor, 2608 nucleotides long. Lineage: Eukaryota; Fungi; Basidiomycota; Agaricomycetes; Agaricales; Mycenaceae. The record is from the annotation of a GenBank genome assembly.
CUGCUCUACUACAUACAGCUUGGCUGUGUCCCGCCACCCAGUGCACUCAGCAACAGAGCUCAUGCAUCGCACGUAUCACGGCGUUUCUGCUCUUUCUAGUGUCUCGAAUAUCUGUGCUCGGAAGGACCGCGCCACCCAUUGACAACCCACCUGUCCACUGCUCUGCAUUUCUCCGAGUCUUCUGUGUCUCAGAUGGCGCCUCAGGAUCUAAUCGAAGACUAUCGAUAAGCAUUCGUCACACGAUCUGUCACGGUAACGCAUCAUGAACCAUCACGUGACCACAUCAUUGUUGUGUCCCGUGACCCCAUUUAGAUCGCGCUGCUAUGCUUGGGCCUAGCUCAUACGCGUUCUUCUACUGCUGUGAAUCGUCCGAAGCGACACACUCAUGGAUAAUUCUCCUACACACCCACACACACUGCCUCUCGAUGAGCUCGCCGGAUUCGAUGCGGGAGGGGCGGCUGAUUUGGAGGUUCCGUUGGAGUACCUGCCCGUGGUGGAGGAGCAUUUCACGUUCCUUGAACGACGCGCCGCGGCAUGGGACUACCUUUUCGCGUUGACGGAGGCGGAGUUCCCGCCCGACCCGGCGGCGAGCGGCGCAGUGGACCCCUCGCAGGCCGGGCCCUCGGUCCCAUCCAAGCACGGGCAACCGGCGAGCGACACCAACACCAGCACCAACACCCUCUUUUAUGGCGGCUGGCAGGAGGCCGGGAGCGGGAGCCCUGCAGACGCUAACCCACUCGCUUAUUGGGAGCAGCUGUCGGAGCUGGACCUGAACAUGAUGUUCGCUGUUGAUGGUGAGCAGCCUCUUGCGCAAAACCGAAACGGAGACGGAGGCUUCGAGGGCGGCGAGUCUGCGGCGGGGAAGGAUGUCCGUGGGGCGCAGCCUGGGGAGGCGGACGUCGGGCAGGAAAACGUGGCGCCUCGGUCGUUGUUUGAGGACUUGGCUGCUGAGAUGGGCGGGCUGCGGCACCGGCAGGGCGAUGUCGUCCACUAUCGCGAGGAGGCGAAUCCGAAUCCAAACUUCGAGGAGAACCAAGUCUUCGACCAAGCUGCACCUACCGACGAUGGCUCUACCUUGCAGGAGAACUUGUGGGAUAGUGGUACUGGAGUUUGGGCCCACCCCGAGGCCGCGGGUGGCGCCGGUCCUCAGCUGGGCAAUGAAGUCGUCCACGGGUCGUCCCCCGCAUUCCAAGAUAAUCGACAAGAAGUGUACGAGACGGCUCUGUCGCCAACUGAUGUUGGCGAGCCGGCAAGCGAGGGCGGGGGAUUUGGUGGGAUGUGGGAACAACAGCAGCCGGGCAAUGCUUUGCGCCCCGCUCCUUUUGUUUUUGACAAUAACGGGGAUGUGCGUCAGAAAUAUUCAGUCGUCGCAUUUGAUGAACAAGCCAUCACGGAAGCGCGUCCCAUAUACGCUGUUGAAAACGGCCAUGGGCAGCAGAAUUUCGCUGGCCCGAGCCGCCUCCAAGAAGUCCCAUCGACUGAUUCCCAUGGGCAAGUUCAUCGACCAUCCGGAUCGGAGCUGCGCCUCAACGUAUCGGGAGCGCUCCCUGAUCCUGCGGUCGCCGGACUGAAACGCAAAUACGAAGACGGGCCGCAGUUCUCGGCAUUCCAUGCAGCGUCUGGAGCUGCAGUGGUCCCGGCACCCUCCAAACGGGCAAAAUCGGAUGAUGUCCCCGAAAAGCUGUGGACUUUCUCGCCGGACUACUUGCAGAUGGUGUACAACCAACACCUCCUGAACAUACUGGGUCCGCGGGACCAAUUCCAGGGCGCCUUCGAUCUCCACUCCCGGCGGACACAGCUUGCGCAGCUGUUCCCCGAAGACUCCAUCCCGCAUCUGGCGAUCCUGGCCGCCAACACCCGGGAGGUGGCGAACCAAUUCGCGACGUGGCGGCUCGCGAUGUGGGAAAAGGGCAAGGCGCCCUCGGACCCGUCGCUCUCGUGCGAGGCCGUGACCGACAUCACUUUCAACAAGACGCAGAUCAGAAAGCAGCUCGCGAAGCGGCACGGCUGGUCGCCGGCGCGCCUGCGGGACGGCGGGGCGAGGGUGUUCGGGUGCCCGUGGCGCGCGCUGGACCGCGCCGGCGCGAUCGGCGUGUGCAAGUAUGGCGUGCAGGGCGAGGCGGGCGUGCACGAGGUUGUGAAGCAUAUCAUGGAGGACCACCUGCUCUCGGAGCACUACGAGUGCCGGUCGUGUCAUGGGUGCCUCCCGUCUCUGGAAGAUCUGGCGGCCCAUCUGAUCGCGGAGGGUUCCUGUGCGAGCCAGCCCCGGGGCGCGUAGGAGGUCUCUGCUGCCAGGGAGCCUUGGAUCCGACCGCUUCGAGUUGGCGAGUGGAUCGAUGUUAAGCUUUAUGAUACUUAUGGCCCCAUCUCAUAUUAUGUCUUUUCCAUCGCAUCUUAUAUGCAUCUUAUAUCAUCAGAGCAUUGUAGUAAGUAACCAUCCAUUUAUGCUAUGUAAUCCAGACACCAUCUGUGUACCCAGAAAAACUGAACUGAAAUUCCUCGAUGCGCUAGCUCCCAUUUGCGUAAUUACUUUGCCAUCAGCGAGUUCGACUUGUGUUUAUUCUGUUGAUACAAGUAGCAUAUGUGCUCGAACACAUUCAAGGUUCUC